AUGAGUGCCGAGCGUGAUCAGUCGUCCAAGCGGCGCUGUGUCAGCACAGCCUGCAUUGCCUGUCGCCGCCGGAAAUCCAAGUGCGAUGGGAAUCUGCCCAGUUGUGCCGCUUGCUCCUCGGUCUAUCAGACCGCCUGCGUGUAUGACCCCAACUCCGAUCAUCGCCGCAAAGGCGUGUAUAAAAAAGACACCGAUACGGUGCGAACGCGGAACACCACGCUGCAAACCCUUAUCCAGGCAAUCUUGAACUAUGAAGAAGACGAUGCGUUCGAAUUGGUCCGCCAAAUUCGGGCCUGUGACGAUCUCGAGGACGUCGCGGAGACCAUUAUCGCCCGAGAUAAAGGGCACCUUCCCACUGCCGAGGCGACGACCGCAUCGGGCAACGAAAGUGACCCGGUACCGGCCGAUCAAUUCGAGUCCGAGCUGGCGGGCAAGAUGAGUGAGCUCUUGCUUGACGGUUCUCGGAAGUUCAUCGGAGGUACCUCCAAUCUCAUUUUCCUUCCACCGGGCUCGGAGCUGCACGAAUCCUCAACACCUCCAACUGCCGAGCUUGGUCACGACUAUUCCCCCGUGAAACGAUGGACUCGCGUUACAGAUGACGAGUCCCUGGUCAGCCAUCUCAUGACCAUGUACUUCACGUGGCACUAUCCAUUUUUCACCCUCUUAGCCAAGGACGUGUUCUACCGAGACUAUGUCCGUGGCGUUUCCAGCCAGUACUGUUCCUCGUUGUUGGUCAAUGCCAUGCUAGCGCUUGGCUGCCACUUUAGCUCCUGCCCGGGGGCUCUUGAUGACCCCCAGGAUCUUGCAACCGCAGGCAACCACUUCUUCAGAGAAGCCAAGCGGUUAGUACUGGAGCAUGACGAGCAUGAGAACGCAAAACUCUGCACGGUGCAGGCAUUUGCCCUCAUGUCCGUACGAGAGGCAGGAUGUGGCCGGGAAGGCAAGGGCUGGGUUUACAGCGGCCUAAGUUUCCGGAUGGCUUUCGAUCUUGGCUUGAAUCUGGACGCCUCCAGCCUCGGGGCUGCCCAUGAUCUCACUGAAGAAGAAAUCGAUGCCCGGAGGAUUACUUUUUGGGGCUGCUAUUUGAUUGACAAGUGUUGGUCAAACUACCUUGGCCGCCAGCCUCAGCUGUCCUUGUCCAACGCCAGUGUCCACAAGUUCGAUGUAUUGCCAAGGGAAGAGAUAGAACUGUGGUCGCCUUACACGGAUUCAGGCGUGACUCGCGAUUACACUCAACCCUCUCGCACAAGGGCGGUUGCACUUCAAAUGUCGAAGCUCUGCGAAAUCAGCGGCGAUCUCCUCGUGUUCUUCUACCAUCCAGCAGAUGUGGAGAAGGCACCGCCAAAGCAGCUCGAGCUGAAGAAGCUUAGUGAGGUCCAUACGCGGCUGGAAGCCUGGAAAAAGGAACUACCCCAGGAGCUGGAAGCGAAGGACGGUCAACUUCCGCAGGUGCUUGUGAUGCAUAUGUUUUACCAGCUCCUGUUCAUCCAUCUAUACCGCCCCUUCCUCAAGUAUACCAAGUCCAGCACUCCGCUCCCUGUACAUGUCUCGCCCCGCAAGAUAUGCACCCAGGCCGCUUCUACCAUAUCCAAGCUGCUCCGGAUAUACAAACGCAGCUACGGACUGAGGCAGAUCUGCAACAUUGUCGUCUACAUGGCCCAUACGGCCUGCACCAUCCACAUUCUCAACCUGCCUGACAAGAAUGCCCAGAGAGAUAUCAUCCAUGGUCUCAAGAACCUCGAGGAGAUAGCAGAGGGGUGGCUCUGCGCGCGCCGCACGCUUCGCAUCUUGGACAUCUCCGCCCACAAAUGGCAGGCCGAACUCCCCGCCGAAGCAGUCAGGAUCAUUGAACGCACUCACAGUGCAUGGGGAUCCUGGGGAUCAUGGGACCAGCCAACCUCGCCGUCUAUAUCUGACGAUUCGCCAGCAGUGAAUCCACCCACGAGCCCAAGCAGAUUCAACCCUCCGGUUCCUCUAGACUCUGAAAUUUUCACCCCAGCUGCACCGAGCGGUAUGGCGACGGCCGCAAUACCUUCACAGUACCCCGUCACCACUACCACCACCACCACUACCAUCCCCCCAUCCAUCCAACAAUCCAUACGCGCCUCACAUCAUACUCUAAAUACCCCACUCGAAAGAGCCGACCUCGCGGCCCCGGAACCGACAUACCUGCGUCCCCUGCCACAGGUAGGCUACCAGUUCCCGGCUCUCUCAGCAUCGGGCCCGUCCUCUGCACCACUAGGGAAUCCAAGUGCCUGGUACAGUGCAUAUAUUCACCCUCCAAACACCACUACGACUCCCACCACAUCGACCGCAUCCCCCGCGACUGUGUUUGACGGCGGUACUGAGAACCUGGUCGAGGAGAGCCAGGACUGGUGGUCUCGCAAUGCUGCUACACUGGGUAUUGGCGUGGAGACCUGGGGGGAGGGUUGGGGUAAUGGUCUUGCUGGUCCGCAGCCGCCAUAUACUGGAAACAAUAAUGCCCAUGCCCAUGCCCCUCGCUAG
This is a messenger RNA of Penicillium riverlandense, 2505 nucleotides long. RefSeq names its product putative C6 transcription factor (NirA). The coding region runs from base 1 to 2505 and encodes 834 amino acids. The record is from RefSeq and is a predicted model, not a curated record. Gene Ontology annotation, biological process: DNA-templated transcription; regulation of DNA-templated transcription. NCBI's taxonomy places the organism in Eukaryota, Fungi, Ascomycota, Eurotiomycetes, Eurotiales, Aspergillaceae. The transcript is spliced from 3 exons. Gene Ontology annotation, molecular function: DNA binding; zinc ion binding; DNA-binding transcription factor activity, RNA polymerase II-specific.